This is a messenger RNA of Spodoptera frugiperda (fall armyworm), 449 nucleotides long. RefSeq names its product pro-neuropeptide Y-like (gene NPF2). The record is from RefSeq and is a predicted model, not a curated record. Gene Ontology annotation, molecular function: hormone activity. Gene Ontology annotation, cellular component: extracellular region. NCBI's taxonomy places the organism in Eukaryota, Metazoa, Arthropoda, Insecta, Lepidoptera, Noctuidae. Bases 81 to 359 code for a protein of 92 amino acids. The transcript has 3 exons.
CCGGCGGCGGCGGGCGCGCCACCAUUGCCGGCACCGCCACCUCGCGGACAACAUCCCAACUGCAUACACUCACAGCCAAAAUGCGUUUCAUCCUAUCCGCCAUGUUGUUGCUGUCCGCCAUCUUGUCGUGCGCGACGCAGGCGCAGUACCCGCGGCCCCGUCGCCCGGAGCGCUUCGACACCGCCGAGCAGAUCUCCAACUAUCUCAAGGAGUUGCAGGAGUAUUACUCCGUGCAUGGGAGAGGAAGAUACGGCAAGAGACAAAUGCACAUAGCUGAUGCCUCCGUGAUCUUCAGAGAAAGUCCAUUCUUCGAGCACAACCUGAAUGACGAACCGGUAUUCAAAAACCUUGGCUACUAGUAAAUACAAUACAAUAUAAACAUAAAUAAAUAUAAUAAACAACACAAUACAAUACAAUAAUCCAGAAUAAAACUACUUAUCUGUUAAUAU